AUGGGUCCGCCUUCUCUCGGGCCGACUGCACCGUUUGCCGAAGACUGUCUUCCACCGGAACUUGACUACGACUCUCGCGAUGACCUCCUCAUUUCGAUCAACGCUUGGGCUGCGACGCGGGGCUAUGCCUUCACAACGGAAAGUCCACCAGAGCCAAGGAACUGCGAUUCUCUUGCCACACAACAAGACAUUUACAAUGGAAUUGCAGCUACCAAGAGAGAUGUAUGCGAAGGGCAAAGUUCAAUUCACGCUUUGGCCAGUCAGCUCGACCAGGAGGGGUUUUGGAGUCGGAUCCAAUUCGGCCAAGACGGCCGAGUGACCGCAGUUCUGUUCGCUCAUCCAGAGUCCUUGACGUAUCUCCAGGCAUACCCAGAUGUCUUGUUGCUAGAUUGCACGUACAAGACGAACAAACACGGCAUGCCGCUCCUCGACAUGAUAGGAGUAGAUGCUUGUCAGCGAUCAUUUUGCAUAGCAUUUGCAUUCCUUGGUGGGGAGACCGAAGCUGACUUCGUGUGGGCGUUGGAUCGCCUGAGGUCACUGUACGAACACCAUAGCGCCCGCUUACCCUCUGUCGUCCUAACAGACCGCUGCAUCGCCUGUAUGAACGCCGUUGCCAUUUCCUUUCCCACUUCUUGCUCACUACUCUGUCUGUGGCAUGCCAACAAGGCCGUCCUCCGCUAUUGCCGGCCAGCCUUCGUCCGCCAGGACCAACCGGAGUCCACAAACGCAGAGACAAUUGAUACGUCAGAGAGCAACGGCUGGUCUGAGUUCUACCAAUUCUGGCACUCGAUCAUGGCUGCACCAAACGAAGAAGCAUUCAAGGACCGAGCUACGCAAUUCGAGAAGAAGUACCUACCCAACCACCUCAAACAAGUUGGAUACAUCAAAACUUUCUGGCUUGAAGGGUAUAAGGAAAAGCUUGUUAAGGCUUGGGUUGAUCAACAUGCUCAUUUUGGAAAUACAGUCACGUCGCGCGUGGAGGGCAUACAUGCAUUGUUGAAGGCCCAUCUCAAAAAGUCCACGCUAAAUCUUUUCGAGGCUUGGAGGGCGAUGAAGCACGCGUUACUCAAUCAACUGUCAGACUUGAGAUCGAAUCAAGCCCGACAGCAGAUUCGGGUCCCAAUUGAGCUCUCUGGGCCCUUAUACGCUUCAGUGCGCGGUUGGGUCUCCCAUGAAGCGCUGAGAAAGGUGGAGGAGCAGCGGAAGAUGCUUGCUCCAGACCAUCCUCCUGCCCAGUCGGGUCAGUCCUUUCACGCCGAAAUAGGUUCAGUUGCCACGACCUUUCCCGGUGACCAAGAUUCCGGGCCCGUACCGGGUCCGCCCCGCGAUGCCACUGAGCUGCUGGUAUCGCCACCACCUAUCUCACCUGACUUGCCAGCCCCACCGCCGCCGAAAUAUGAUUCACCAGAAGCUAUACACAAAAGUUAUACCGCUGCAAGAAGCGCAUGGUAUGCAGCGCAGCCGGCCGGCAGCAUCAAGACAAACCAACAAUACCGCAAGGCAAUGAGGCUUCCAGCUAGGCAUUGCGCCACUACAACGGGGUUGAGAGCAUGGACGAAAGAAGAAAUGAUGGCAUACCUUGACUGGAGCCAUGCAGAAGAUCAGCGUGUUGAAGCCCAGAUCAUGAAGGAGAUGGGAGACAAUCCGUUAGCCAACACACGGAGGGCGUGGCCGACAUUUGGCGACAGGUAG
Messenger RNA from Hirsutella rhossiliensis, 1692 nucleotides. Its product is annotated as MULE transposase domain-containing protein. The transcript has 4 exons. The coding region runs from base 1 to 1692 and encodes 563 amino acids. Gene Ontology annotation, biological process: regulation of DNA-templated transcription. The record is from RefSeq and is a predicted model, not a curated record. NCBI's taxonomy places the organism in Eukaryota, Fungi, Ascomycota, Sordariomycetes, Hypocreales, Ophiocordycipitaceae.